CCACCAUCGCCUUAUUGUAGCUGGCUCCGCCAGCACACGCAAGAAACCACCAUCCUGUGGGCCUACCCUCUCAAACGGACGCCGCAAGGUCUGUUUGAGCUGGCAGUUAGUGUCCCGCGGAAGACAUCCCUCUUCCUGCGCGUCUUGACCGACAAACACCUGUCGCGCACUCUCCUCGCCCGAGCCCCUCUCGACCUCGGCCUCUUCUCGCGGCCCCUUGCUCGUCACAGCCAGACAUCGCUACUCCUCGGCAGAGCCAAACGGAUAUGGUCGAUCUUGAGGUCCCCAACAGCAACGUCCUGUCGACAUCUGAGGGUACUCCUCAUCUGACCAUCAAUCACGAUGUCGCUGCCGAUCUAGACUCUUCGAACGCCUUCGAGGGCCCGGAGAAGCUGCUGGAGGUCUGGUUUGCGCCCAGCCCCUCCGCGCUCCCCCAGGGCGCCAAGGAGAAUGGACUCUUGUCCGUCGCAUCUAAGACCUGGGAGGGCAUGCUUGAUCUGGUCCACUGCCAGGUGCUGUCUGUCGUCUCAUCUGGGCACAUGGACGCCUACCUCCUGUCCGAGUCGAGCAUGUUCGUCUUCCCCCACAAGCUCAUUCUCAAGACGUGCGGCACCACGACCCUCCUCCUUGGCCUCCGACGGCUCUUGCGCAUCGCUGCUGUCGACGCUGGAUUCCCAUUCCACAAUGCGCAGGACCUCGCAGACGAGAAUGCGCUGGCCUCUCCCUACCGCGUCUUCUACAGCCGCAAGAACUUUCUAUUUCCCGACAAGCAGCAUGGGCCUCACCGAAGCUGGGCCGACGAGUACAAGUUCCUGGACAAGCUGUUCGACAACGGCAGCGCCUAUCUUGUGGGCAAGAUGAACGGGGACCACUGGUAUCUCUACAUCACCACUCCCACCGCCCAGGUCACGCCUCCUCGGACCCCAGACAGCGAGAAGGGCUCCGGUCUCCCCGUCCGGCCCCCUUUUGCCAAGAUCCCUACCGGUCUCAUGUCCUCCUUUCCGCAGAUGCCAGCUGGUGGGGACCCCCCUGACGAGACCCUGGAGAUCCUCAUGACGGACCUGGACUCCGAGAACGCCAAGCAGUUCUACCUCUCCCACGCGAGUGCGGUCGCGCGCGAGCGGGUUCCUCUGCAGGCGUGCGAGGCGAGACAGGCUGCGGUGGACAGCCUGGGCGACAUGUCGUCGGAUGACAAUGGUGCCUCCAGCGUCGGCUCUCCCGUCAAGAGCGAGGAUCCACUCGACGUUUUUGACCACAGCGCCGGGCCUGGUGGCGCUCAGACCCCGAUGACCGACGUCGAGCAGCUCACGACCGAGGGGCACGCCCUCGGUACCGUCGUGUCCGAUACCUGCGGCCUGUCCGAGGUGUACCCGCCCUCCAAGUACCCCGACGCGCGCAUUGACGCCUACCUCUUCUCGCCCUGCGGCUUCUCAGCCAACGCUGUCAUCCCCGCGCCGGUUCAGGAGGCCGAGGACGGGAGCAAGAUCAUGGGCCCCUCACACUACUUCACUGUGCAUGUCACGCCGGAGCCCAACUGUAGCUUUGCCUCCUUCGAGACAAACGUCCCGGGCGGACAAAAGGGCCGCGAGACCAGUGAGGUCAUCGAGCACGUGGUGGGCAUCUUCAAACCUGGGCGGUUCAUCGUCACCUUGUUCGAGGCCAAAGGCUCUGGGGUGCCCCGGACCCCGGACCCUUAUAGCAUGCGCAAGUCGCGCACCGAGGCUAUCGCUGGCUACCGGCGCGUUGACCGGAUCGUGCACCAGUUUGACGACUAUGAUCUUGUGUUUGGCUUCUUUGAGAAGGACGACUGGACUGGAUAUGAUGGUGCUCGGGUUGGCGAGAUGAUGUAGACGCCUAGUCUAUGUCUCUAUCUCUGCCGAGAAACCAUGAACAACAUCUGCACCACGAUUCUUUUUCUUUUUCUUGGUCGUUGUCCCGUUCAUGAUUUUUGAGUUUUGGUGGAUCACGCGACAAUGUUGGAAAAGAAACACAAACGAUCCCUCUCAACGCCUUUUCAGUUUCUCAAGAGAAAAUCUGCAAGGGGCAUUGACACCCUCGAAAAGUAUUUCAAUAUCAUAUCAUAUCAUUGCUUAUGCUAUUCAUUCAACUCUCC
Molecule: messenger RNA, 2113 nt
Organism: Cryphonectria parasitica EP155
Lineage: Eukaryota; Fungi; Ascomycota; Sordariomycetes; Diaporthales; Cryphonectriaceae
Gene: SPE-2
Product: adenosylmethionine decarboxylase activity protein
Exons: 1
Coding region: 267-1850 (527 amino acids)
Biological process (GO): spermine biosynthetic process; spermidine biosynthetic process
Cellular component (GO): cytosol
Molecular function (GO): adenosylmethionine decarboxylase activity
Source: RefSeq, a predicted model, not a curated record